Molecule: messenger RNA, 1377 nt
Organism: Phytomonas sp. EM1
Lineage: Eukaryota; Euglenozoa; Kinetoplastea; Trypanosomatida; Trypanosomatidae
Source: the annotation of a GenBank genome assembly
AUGGAUGUAUUCUCUUCGACUACCUUGUCGCAACACACUCCUCUGGUAGUCGUAGUUUUUAAUGAUGAGGACUCCUUUGAACGGAAAAAUGUGUGGGAACCGUUGAUUAACAAGCUGAGUGACUCCCUCCAUGAUUUUCUUAUCAAGGUAGGCUACGUGACUUCUCAAUCAGAAGUUGGUCAGAGUCUUAAAAGAAUGUACGGCUUCCAAAGCCCUGCUAUAAUUUUUUUUGAUGGAUUUCUUGAAGCUCCGCCAUCAAACUCUUCGAUUCUGACAAAGUUGCCAAAGUUUUUUACUGGGGAACUGGACUUCAAAUCGCUCUUGCGCUGGAUAUUACAAUCCAUCUCUCCAGACUUCAUCACACGUCUGGAUCACGAAAAUGAUCUUUUUGAUUGGUUUAGAAAACUGCCUCAGUAUUCACAACUGCCCAGAAUCCUCUACUUUACCAAGGAACCUUAUGUAGGGCCAGUGUAUCGUGUCCUGAGUCAAAUCAUGCAACAAGACGCGGUGUUUGGUGUAGUUGUGAACGCUUUUGAGGGCGAUCCAAACAAAAAAGUGCUCGCGCAGCGGUACAACAUCAGCCAAGAAAGUGAGCUGCCUGCGUUUCUCGUGCUGCACCGUCGUGAUGGCGGAAAGACGGGUGUGGAGGAUGAGGUACACCGCCUCCAAACUGUUACCAAAAAAAGUACUGUUCAUAGUAUCAUGGAUACUCUCUUGAAAGAUCUUCCAGACGCGUCUGCUAAUGUUAUGCGUGAGUCAGGGGAAAGAAUUAAUCCCAAAACAAUUGAGAAACUCUGGGAAAGACGCCUGUACAUCCUUCGUGAAGUUGAAAAGGAGCGAAAGGAGAUCCUUAAUUGGAUGGAAAAGGAGACCUCUCAGCCAUCGACUUCUUACAACCCCCCUGUAGAGGUGCGCACGCAAGCGGAAUGGGAAAAAAACUUCGUUGUCCUGUCAAAAGGGCAUCAAUGUUUGAUAGUUUUUAGUGAACCAGCACUCAUGGAGAAUGCAACUUCAAUUUUGAAGGGUGUUGCGGAUAAAAUUGUGGGGUCGACGGGCUCGGAAAUGCUGAAACGACUUCAUUUUGUAGUUGUCGAUGCCGCAGUCAGUGGAGAGGUGAUGAGGUUCUUUGGCGCCGAUCCAAGUGGUCUCCCUGCUGUAGUCUUACUAAUGGGUGAGGCUCAGAUGUACUUCAAUUUUGAUGGUUCGUUUUCAGAAGAUCAUCUCGUCGAUUUUUACCAAAUUAAUUCGAAAGCUCAAACUGCUUCAGCUGGCAAAAGUUUCAGCACGCGAAAAAUGCCUCCUCUAUCAGUGCCUAAAGGUGAGCCCCUGACGCAUCCCUCUGAGAAUAAUCAAAAAGGAAACGAAGGCGACCUAUAG